Messenger RNA from Gadus macrocephalus (Pacific cod), 3559 nucleotides. It is a transcript of the gene mcama, whose product is annotated as melanoma cell adhesion molecule a. Gene Ontology annotation, cellular component: plasma membrane. Lineage: Eukaryota; Metazoa; Chordata; Actinopteri; Gadiformes; Gadidae. Gene Ontology annotation, biological process: angiogenesis. The coding region runs from base 178 to 2043 and encodes 621 amino acids. The record is from RefSeq and is a predicted model, not a curated record. The transcript has 16 exons.
CCGGCAGUCACCAGUCAUCAGCCCUCCACCCCUCACCGGUCCGCCUCCUCCCCUCACUAGUCAGCCCUCCUCUCCUCACCAGACUGCCCUCCACCCUUCACCAGUCUGCUCCCACCACUCACCAGUCAACACCACACUUUCUUCAGGUCGGGACGGUUAACGAAGGGCAUCCGGAACAUGGCUUUUCCGCACCAGAUAUUGCUCCUGGCGGUUCUCCACCUGUGUUCGUUGAGCGUGUGGGCUAAAGUGGAGCUGACUAUGGAUGAGACUGUGGAGGCGUAUAGAGGCGACUUGGUCCAGAUCCCCUGCCAGUACAACUUCACUGACAACGCCAAGCCCAGCCUGGUCAUGAUCCAGUGGUUCGUGAAAGCGGCCGAGAGCGGUCUGCGCACGCGCAUCUUCUACAGCGACAACGACCAGGAGAUGGUGGACGGGGACACCGAGUACAGCACGCGCAUCCAGGUCAACGCCGACCCGCAGGGCUCCGUGCUGACGCUGCAGGACGUGCUGCUGCUCGACGAGCGCGAGUUCAUCUGCCAGGUGAACGGCCUGGCGGCGGGCAACGCCGAGGGCAGGACCAACCUCCGGGUGUUCGCUCCGCCACAGCCCCCCGUGAUCGAGGGGGUCCUUACGGGGAUAUCGGUGACCAACGAGGCCUUGUCUAAGGUGGCGUCGUGCGAGGCGCAGAACAGCUUCCCCAAGCCCAACAUCACCUGGUACCGCAACGACCUUCCCCUGGUGCCCGUUGAAGGAUACGUGAACGUGGUGACCCUGGUGUCCCGCGAGUCCGAGGGCUUCUUCACGGUGGAGAGCGAGCUGCAGUACAAGGUGGUGAGGGAGGACCGCCACGCACGCUUCACCUGUGAGGUCCACUACCUGGUCCCCGGAGCCGUCAGGACCGCCGAGUCCCGGGACGUCAACAUCACCGUGCACUACCCCACUACCAUGGUGGAGCUUUGGAAGGAGUCUCCGCCCGGUCCGGUGAAAGAGGGGGACACCGUUGAGCUUCGUUGCCACGGCGACGGCAACCCCCCUCCGCCCUUUAUCUUCAACAGAGAACAAGAGCCAGAGGGGGCCCUGGGUUCCAGCGGGGACGUCCUGGUCCUGACCGAGGUGACGCGGAGCGAUAGCGGAGUCUACCAGUGUCGUCCUCAGGACAGCCAAUCACGGGCCAGCGUCAUGGGAGACAUGCUGCUCACCGUGCAUUACCUGGACCCCGUGGUGGUGGUCCCCAGGGACUCCGAGGUCAUGUUUAAGGGGGAGAGCCUCACAGCCACGUGCAACGCGUUGUCCUCUCUGGAAACCACCGCUGUAUGGUACAAGAACGGGAAGCAGGUGGGGCGAGGCCACACCCUGACCCUGGCGGACGCGACCUACGCCACCAGCGGGGAGUACGUGUGUGAGGUGACGGUGCCGUCCCUGCCCGCCCUGCGCACCAGCGGCUCCGUCCACAUCAUCGUCCAGGGUGCGCCCCAGCUGAGCGAGGAGCGGGAGGUGGAGCUGGAGGAGGCCACAGGCCGGCUGGUCAACCUGAGCUGUGAGGCCCAGGGACACCCGCUGCCCACCAUCUCCUGGAGCAUCGUGGGGACCCAGAUCUGGCGCGAGGUGGUGAACAGGGCCAGUGAGAACACGGCUCACAGUGUGGUGUCGGUGAAGGUGAUGUCGGACGUCAGCGCGCUGUGCAACGCCUCCAACGACAUGGGCGCCGAGGUCAAGAGCUUCCGCAUCACAGCCAUUCCUCUGGCCUCACCCCCCCCCGUCCCCCACUCUCCCGCCGAGGGCAGCGGGGUGGUCAUCGUGGUGAUCAUCCUGUCCCUCCUGCUGCUCGCCAUCCUGGGGAGCGUCGUCUACUUCCUGCACAAGAAGGGCAAGAUCCCCUGUGGACGCUCUGGGAAGCAGGAGAUCACCAAAGAGAUGCUGUCUAAAGACGACAUUGUGGUGGAGCUGCAGGCCGACCCCAAGGCGGAGCAGGCCGAGCUGCUGAAGGGGGCCAACGGGGCCCCGAAGGCCCCUGGGGACCAGGAGGUGGAGUUCAAGAAGUGACCCGGCCAGGGGGGGGACACACCUCCCACCACCAGGCUACUCCCCCCCCCCCCCCCAUCCUCCAUGUCACUCUGUGGUCCUGAAGUGUUGAUGUCAAAACACACACACAGUAUUUAUUUGGUGAUUGGAAGAUGGGUUUUUUUCCCCAACUGGUUCCUGCACCGUUUUCACAACAAAAGAUUGUUUGCAGUUGAUGGAGGUUUGAUGAUACUCUGUAUUCUUAUGAAACUGUAUAUAUUAUACAUAUAUAUAUUGUUAUUUAAGGACUUUCCGCACACGGUUUUGCUUUGCAGGAACAUUUGAAAGCGAAUUUCUCUUUUCUUUUUCAUAUUUUUGUUUUGUUCAAUAAUCAAUACCAACGUCUGGUGAAGCCAAAGCUAUUUUUUUUGCAGGGUUUUUAUUAUUUGUACUUCUAUGUUUCGAUGGGAGGCCGUGGUACACAGAAGGGUCCCUGAUAGUGUCUGUGAGGAGGACCCGUCCAGGCCCUCAGCCACUCUGUUACCAGGCUCACUAUGUCGCCAACGCACACGACACCAACCCCCGUCGUUUGGACAGCUCCUUUUCUGCAAAACUACUGUCAAACUCGGGGACUUUGUGAAUAACCAGCGGAAGGAUUGUUUUGAUUUGUUUUUUUUUUCCUUCGAAGGGCCACGACUUGUAGGCUGCAGUGCCUGUUAACAUGUUCAAAGUUUGUUUUGAGAAUCCAUUGAACACUGAAUUUAAAUUCUUGUCAUUUUCUUGUUUGCCUUGUGUAUAUUGUAUUAGGGUGCGGGCACUGUAGUCAGGCAGAAGAAUGCCAGUUUUCAUUUUUUAUGACCAGUUUGCUUACUGUGUAGGUUAUGUUAGAUGUGUUUUGUUGAUAGAUCUGAAAAGCCCCAAUGACUUGCAAUGUUUGUUUGUUUUUAAUUGUGUUCCAUCACUUUGCAUUGUGUCGAGUUCAAUUUGUAGGAACAUAUCCAGGUAGUGCUUCAAUCCAGAACACUUGCUUGUGUACAGUGUGUAGUUGUGAGAAAAAAAAGAUCCACGUUUGACCUGUAGUUUUGGUUGGCACCGUCUUCGUUCCGCAGCAGUGAGUGGGCGGACUUUGGCGCACGCAAUAAGAAACGGUGGUUUAGUUUGGAGUAGUUCUUGAUUAAAAUGAUUCUCAUUAUAAACCGUUUAUAAUGUGGGCCGGUCUCACCUACUGAUGGGACCGCGUUGGGAGGGAGUGGAGUGAAUAUGCCAUACAGCAAACUGUCCGCACGAAAGAAAACAAUGUCCUGGCAUUGUGUGUGAGACAGGUUUUCAGGAAUAUGACUCCACUCAUGUUUUUGGUUUUAUUGGAAUGGUUCUGGACAUUUCGCCAACGGGAGUUUGAAACUGUACAGUUGGAUUUUGUAUGUUUUUCUCCCCCCCCUGAAAUUUGGAUACAUUUAAGUAAUGUACAUGUUAUUCUUUAAUGCUUGCAUUUUUAUAUAUAUAUUUGUUUUUCAAGAAAAGGAUGCUAAAUAAAAAAUGGUUCAUUUGAAAAAAAUAA